AUGAGCAGGGCGGCGGCGGCGGAGGCGAACCCGACCCGCUGCGUACCGUCCAGGCCUACAUUAACCUUGAGCAACAACAACGACGCAGGCCUGACUUCUCUAUCGAAUCCAUACUCAAAUACGACUAAGCCCGCGAGACCGACGUCGACUCGUUGUAGCGUCGAUACGAGGUCCACCCCCGAACCCGUGUCGCCUCGUUAG
This is a messenger RNA of Leptosia nina, 201 nucleotides long. Lineage: Eukaryota; Metazoa; Arthropoda; Insecta; Lepidoptera; Pieridae. The record is from the annotation of a GenBank genome assembly.